CAUAAAACUGAUUGUGUAUGUGAGAAAACUUGCUCAACAGGAUGUAGGCAAGUUGGGGGUUUAUCACAGCAUCUUGGCAGUUGGGAGGGUUUCUGUGGGGGCAGGUGAGAACCCAGGAUAAAAGAACAUGAGCAGAGAUGUGAAGGAGCUGGGCAGCAGAGAGGGAGCUGGGCAGCUGAGAGGAGGCAGCUAGAGAGCUGGAGAAGCCAGAGGAGCCUGGGACAAGACAUGUGAGGAAUGAAGACCAGAGGGGAAGGCAGAGAUGAAGCCGAACUCUAUUCCCCUGCCUUUUUGGUAACAACUAUGUAGACUUGUGUAAUGUGUAACUGUAAAUAUUGUAAUUUUUGUUUAGUCUAAGUGUAAUCAUUUAUGUAGAACAAUCAAUUGAUUUAUUUUACAAUACAUCACUUUACUGUACGCUCAUUGGUGUGGAUUCAUUGUCUGCUUGCUCAAAAGAACCAGAAACCCUAGUAAGUGGGUUGAGGUAUAUUGAUAUUAUUAUUAAUGAUAUAAUAUACAUAGAAACUUACAAAUGGCGAUCCAGUGUAGGAGUUCAAUGCAUGGCAUUUAAUCCAUAUUUAUGAGUGUGUAAUAUUGUGUAGUAAAUUAAUUGAUUGUUUUGUGUUGUUUUAAUUGUUGUUAAAAUAAUCAUGGAGGUUUUAGCUAAAAAGAUGGCCAUGGUCAAAUGCUCAGGACAGAUUGUUAAAUGUAUGCAAGGAUCUCCAGAUCCAUGGGCUAAGGCUCAAGAUUAUGUUGCCAGGGCAAUUCAUGACAAAUCUCUGUCUAAAUCAAAGGGUAAAGGUGCACUGGUUUAUGCUGCCUGUUGGAUAGCAGAGCAGUAUAAAAUUUUAUCUGUGCAAAAAGGGAAUCUUGAAGAAAAGGUUCAUUGUUUAAAUGUUUUAGUAGAUUCUCUAAAAUUUUCUGUAGAAAAUGCUGCUGCUAUUAAUGUUAGCAACCAGCAAACAACUGCAGAGUACAAGCAGGUUUGCAUAGAGAAUGAGCAGCUCAAACAAAGGCUGAGGGAUGCAGAAAGUUUGGUUGCAACCUUCAGAGAAGCAGGGGCUGAUCAUUCAAAUUGCAAAUCUGAGAUUAAACAGUUAAAGGCUCAAUUAGGAGCAAGAGAUUGUUUAGUUUCUGCAGUUAAAGUAGAGAACACUGCUAAAAAUGAUAGAAAUGUAACUGAUGUGAAAUGCAUAAGAGACAGCAAUAUGAAUUGUGAAUUAGCAGUCAAAAGUAAAAUGCUAAAUGUGGAUUGUUAUAGACAGGCCAAGCCUCCUAUAGUGACAUUAAAAUGUACAGAAAAUAAGACUGCGGGACAAAAGCAGGAUGUUCGUAAAGUUCAGGUUUACAAACCUAUUCAACCCAGGAAGCAGCCUGGCAGUGAAAGGGUGUUUGCCAUAAAGGCUACUCACCCUGAGAAACAAAGUGUGUACAGUACAGAUAAAAAAUGUACACAAAAGAAAGUGUUUAGAUGCUAUGCGUGUUCCAGAGUUGGGCACAUAGCAAGAAAUUGUACCAUGCAGUUUUACAACACGAACAAUCAUAAAAAUGGGUACAAUGCAAAUGAAAGUUGGAAGUCCUCUAGGUGGGGAUUCAAAAAUAAAAGCAAUAGUUGGAAUACAUGGAUUCCCUACGAUGUUCUUAAAACUCAAAAUGAAAGGCUGAGUGAAGAGAACUCAAGUCUGAAAAAUGCAUGGGGAAAAUUUAACAAUGAAUUGGAGAGUCUCAAGAUAGAGAUUUCUAAAAUGAAAAGAACAAAAGAUGAUGUAAAUCGGUGCUAAUGUCUUCUAUGAGUUUGUUUUCCAGGUAACAGGAUGGCAGUUCACAAAAAGAAGAAUUUCCAAAUAAUUCCCUUCCCCCUUUUAUCUCAGGAAAAAAAAAGGAGUUAUAGAGGACCUUACCUAUUUGUUUUUUUCUUUUACUUUUUGUACUUAAGGAAAAGCCUCUAAAUUGAUAUGGUACAGUCAGGUUUACCAAAUUCUAAAAUAUUUUUGUUUUUAUUAGUUAGAAUUGCCUGCACUGUGGAGUUUUGAAAAUGGUUGCUGCUUUAGUCUACAGAAGAGUAAAGAGCACUGAGGCAUAUUUUAAAUUUUAUUUUUGGUGUAUUUUUGCCUGAGUGACAUUUUUGUUUUACUCUUGUUUCAGCAGCAACAGGUUAUGAACAUUUUUUACAUAGACUGCAUGCUGCUUGAUUACUUCAAUACGUGUUAUGUGUUCCGGAUCAAAGCAGUAUUCACUCUAUAUUUUUUUUUUUUUAAAGUUUUUAUUUUUCCAAAGUUUGUCUGUUUGUAUUUAUAGUUUGUAAUUAUUUGCAGUUUGCAAGGUGGGGUGUUUUUAAAAAAAACAAAAAGAAAAACACUCUAAUAUACAGUCUACAUGUUAAAAGUUACCAGAGCCUUCAGCAAAUGCAAAUGUACAAGUGUCUUACAUUGAUAUGCAUGGUGUUAUUUACAUAAAAGAUCUGCGAGAGACAGCAGUUUA
Messenger RNA from Xenopus laevis (African clawed frog), 2481 nucleotides. RefSeq lists its product as uncharacterized. The coding region runs from base 651 to 1781 and encodes 376 amino acids. The record is from RefSeq and is a predicted model, not a curated record. The transcript has a single exon. NCBI's taxonomy places the organism in Eukaryota, Metazoa, Chordata, Amphibia, Anura, Pipidae.